Messenger RNA from Eufriesea mexicana, 2479 nucleotides. RefSeq names its product integral membrane protein GPR155 homolog anchor (gene anchor). Gene Ontology annotation, cellular component: membrane. The transcript has 11 exons. The record is from RefSeq and is a predicted model, not a curated record. NCBI's taxonomy places the organism in Eukaryota, Metazoa, Arthropoda, Insecta, Hymenoptera, Apidae. Gene Ontology annotation, biological process: negative regulation of BMP signaling pathway; transmembrane transport; intracellular signal transduction. The coding region runs from base 68 to 2458 and encodes 796 amino acids.
CUAUAUUAAAGAUAACUACAGUAUCAAUAUAUAGAUGCUAAUAAGUGUUUAAAAAUCUAUAUUAAUUAUGUCUUUGUUAGAAGAAAUUCAGAUGUCAACAAUGAAAGUUGAGCCAAUGGACAAUUUAUAUCUUGCAUUAAUACAGUGUUUUGCUAUUAUAUUAUGCGGGUAUAUUGCAGGAAGGUUUGAUAUUAUUACUAAGACAGAAGCAAAUGGCCUUAAUACUUUUGUUGGAACAUUUGCUUUACCUUCAUUAAUUUUCAUGUCAUUGGCAAAACUUAAUUUUACUUUAGUAAACUGGAAAUUUCUUUUCGCUGUGUUAUUAGCUAAAAGUUUUGUCUUCCUGAUUGUUCUUGGUAUAUCUCUAGUCAUUAAAAGACAAUCAAAUCCUGGUUGUGCUGCACUCUUUGCAAUAUUUACUACACAGAGUAAUGAUUUUGCUAUUGGAUAUCCUAUGAUACAUGCACUAUAUGGAAAAACACAUCCUGAAUAUACUGCUUAUUUAUAUUUAAUGGCACCAAUAUCGUUAGCUAUUUUAAAUCCAAUUGGUUUUGUAUUAUUAGAAAUUGGCAAACGUUAUGGUGAAGAUCAUAGAAGUUAUAGGGAGAUGAUUUGCUCUAUCGCAAAAGGAAUUGCAUUAAAUCCAGUACUUCUUAUGACUGUUCUUGGUAUCUUUGGUAAUCUUGGUUUCAGUCAUUUAGUUCCAGCUGCACUUGCAACUGUGCUCGAUGUAUUUGGUAAUGCUUUCUCAGCAAGUGCUCUCUUUUUGUUGGGAUUAAUGAUGGUUGGAAAGGUGCAUAAAUUGAAGGGUAUAGCUCUUGUAAUACCAGGUAUAUUGAUAUUAGUGAAAUUGCUAAUUCUUCCCUUGGUUAUAAGAGAAUCUAUUAUUCUCUUGAAUGCUGGAGAAAAUGCUACAGAUACUCAAGACUUAAGUACAUAUGGAUUUUUGUAUGGUACUAUUCCUACAGCACCAGCUUUAUUUAUUUUUACUGUUCGAUACAAUCUUGAAAUAGAUUUGAUUGCAUCAGCAAUGGUUGCGUGUACUUUUGUAUCUGCUCCACUCAUGUUUAUAUCAGCAAAAUUAAUUGAUGCUGUUUUUACUGGGAAUACUCCCAAAAAUUAUACACAUCAGCUGAAUGUAUUUUCUUUUGAUGUAAGCAUUGCUUCAAUAAUAGUUUGUAUAUGGCUAAUAAUUUGUUUCAUUGGAUUUGGAAGAAAAAAAUACAAAUGUAUCACUCAUAAAUGUACAUUUUUUAUCAUAAUUGCACAGUUAGUUACAGCUAUAGGAGUUAUAAUAUGGAGUAAACUUGAAUCUUAUGAUAAUGGUUCAGUUUUAUGGUACAUCCAGUUUAUCCUAAUUACUGUUGGAGUAUAUGCAAGUCGUAUGUGGACUAUGGCAGUAGCUGCAACUCUGUUAUAUUUAAAUUCCCGUUCUCUAGAUAUUAUCCACAAUAUUCAGAAACGGUUUUAUUUUAUUGGUUGGGGGAUUCCACUUUUAGUAGUAAUUAUAAUGUGUAGUACAAUGUCUCCAAAAGAAUCUGAGUUUGAGUUUAGAAAUCCAAAUUUUCAACUUGGUAGAAUUCAAGCUGUAAUUUCUACUUUUAUAUUAAUAUUUUGUUUUAUUGUAUCAGUUGGUUGUUUAGUUUUACAGCAAAGUUAUCAACAUCAAUACAUUUUACCACCUUGUUCUAAUUUAAUAAAUAAUGCUGAAAAUUAUAAUAGUGAUGAUGUUGAAAGACAUAUAGUAGAUAUUGAAGAUCUUAUUUCCUCAACUUCUCAUACUUCAAUUAUUGGCUGUGAAUCUGCAAAUGAUUGUCCAAAUAGAGUAUACAGAGAUAACAAUAAUGAAAUUGAUGAAUGUAACUUAUAUGGAAACAUAAGCAAUGAAAGAAGUGAUCCUCAGUCUUUACGACAUCUUGUAUUUGUUAUUUUACUUCUAUGUUCCAUGUUCAUUGGCCUAUCUAUAUCAGUUGGAAGACUAUUAAUGGAACAAUUAAUUGGAAUUUAUGCAGAAUUGGCAUUCCUUGAUGUUGCUCUAAAUUUCGGCCAGUCCUUAAUUACAUUUGCUAUUUUUGGGUUAGAUGUUCCUGGACUUGGGAAGUUAGGAUGUUGGUUACGAAAAAUGAGUCGUAAAUGGCGCGAUGGGAGAGAAUUACAACUUCCUUCUGAAGAUACAUUAAGUCAUGAAGUGAAAACUAUUAGAGAUCAAUUUAUUCGUUGCCAUUUAACUGAAUGUCGUGCUCAUAUAUCCAUGUGCCGUAGACGCUUGCUAAAAGUACACAGAAGUGUCUUCACUGGAACUGACUUAGUUAAUUGGUUGCUUGAAGCCAACAUUGCACAAACUAGAGGAGAAGCUGUUCAGUAUGGACGUAGCUUAUUAGAAAGUCGAGUAUUACAACAUAUCGAUGGUACUCAUCACUUUUGUGAUCAAAAUUUACUUUAUACUUUUAAUGCCUAAUUGUAACAUCUUGAUCAGGUU